Dreissena polymorpha is the source of this 643-nucleotide messenger RNA. Its product is annotated as ribonuclease H2 subunit C-like. Gene Ontology annotation, biological process: RNA catabolic process. Lineage: Eukaryota; Metazoa; Mollusca; Bivalvia; Myida; Dreissenidae. The record is from RefSeq and is a predicted model, not a curated record. The transcript is spliced from 5 exons. The coding region runs from base 51 to 488 and encodes 145 amino acids. Gene Ontology annotation, cellular component: ribonuclease H2 complex.
UCUCAAUCACUAAAACACAAGACUGUGCGUCUGAGUGAAACGCCGGGAAGAUGACUACUUUCCUAAAAUUAUCACCAAAUUCGCAACUAGAAGAGGAUAAACUGCAUCUUGUACCUGCAGACAUUCAGUACAAUGGGCAAGCUAAUGUAAACUCCUACUUUGCCACAACUAUCAGACAAACUGAGGAUAAAAUGACAUCUAGUUUGAGAGGAAGACCUCUGCAGGGAGCAAAAUUUGAAGUGCCAUCAGGAUAUACUGGAAUCUUUCUGACUGAAUCUCGCAGACCAGUUGUCGAGGGUGAUGACAGAGAACUCACUGGCAGACAGACAUUUAAGGGUUUCACAUAUUGGAACCUGGACAGAAGUCCUGGAGAUGGGGAUGCCAUCAAACAAGCCAUGAACUGGAUAGGGAUUGCAAAAAUUCUCCAUUCACCUUUAAGUGCAGAGGAGGGCAGUCAAUCAAGUCUCAAGUCAGAAGUAUCAAUGUGAACAUUCAGAAAUAUUUUUAGCUAAAUAUUCUGCAGCUUGUUGUUGACAGUGUUUAUAAUCUUCGCAACUGGAUCACAGUACAGCCUAAAGUAUUUCUGUCUUAACGCUGUAAACAAUGUAUUUAGUUUUUUUGCAAUAAAUAUAACACCUUAAAA